AUGCCGUCCUUGACGCGUGGCCAGCGUCGUUUGCUGCAGUACGCAACGCAUGACGGUGAAGCGGCGGGCUUGAAGCGAAGACGCACGGAAGAUGUGGCACCUGUUUUGCGGCAACGCAAACAAAAAUGGAGUCUUAAUUUGAACACAGCCACGGCGUCAACAGAGGCACCACCGGAUGACGUUCUACUCAACAUUGAGGUGGUUGAAUUUCUGCGGGAGUACUGCCCGAAGGCCCCCCGCAAGCUACGCCAGAAACAACUUCGUGUCAUUCACGACCUCAGCGGCGCAAGUUGUCCUAACGGCGAAGCAGAGGAACAUGAGACGUUUACCAUAAAACGUAUUGAGCUGAAGGGGGAUGUCGGUGUCUUCGCUGUGGUGGCGCUCGCGGCGUUGCAAAGGCGCGCGCUGUGGAGUGGAGCCACCUUACAUGCUGCUUCUCUGCUUGUUCUCGUAGAAACAGAUGCGGAUGCGGAUGCGUUGGCGGCACACAUGAAGAAGACGUAUAAAAUCACCCACGUGUUGGUGUUGGAUGGCUCCCGUUUUCCGACUUUUCCGCUUCUUGAAAAGGAGUACAAGACGGUAGGGAAGACGCUGGCGGAACGCACGGCGGUGGUGAUUGCGUCUUUGCAGGCUUUUACCACGGUGGAUGCGCGGAGUGCGAUUUGGAAGUUUGUUGGCGCCUACGUCAUUUGGCUGAAGUCAUCUUCCAAAGUGCCUACGUCACUGAAGGGGAUGUCGAACGACGCAAGAAAGGAGCUCUACGAGAAAGUGUGCCGACAGCGGUGGGGCUGCCUGGGCCAUGUCUCCCUGGCGGCCGUUAUUGCCCCAUCACGCGACUCUCUUAUUGCUCCUCUGGCAGACGCCUUAACCACCUCCGUGCCCACCGAAGAUGGAGCAGCGAAGCAUAGUACUACAGUCAGUGACGAUGUAGACACGGACGUGAGAAAUAAUAAUACCGGCAGUAACACGAAGAAGGCGUCUGAGGAGAAGGGCAGUAACUCCAUUGCUGCUAUGCGACACCCUGUCACGGCACAUUACGCCGUGGUGGAAGGCGCCCAUCGUUUUCAGACACUCUACACUCUUUUGAUGAACCUUCGCGAGGGGCAAGGCCUUGUUGUGCACUUUGCCACGAAGGAGGCCUGCCAAUUUAUGCAUGACAUACUGUAUGCAUUAGGAGAACUACCCUCCUCAGUGCUGCUGCUUACGGACUGUGAGGGUCCCAGCACGUAUGCCUCUGUGCAAGACAAGGAUGAGGAUCGAGGGCGUCUUUGCGCCCAAUUUGACAGGAUCCUCUCGGAGGUCACUCACGAGGGUUCUUCUGCUAAGCACGAGAAGAAUCGUGUGGUGCUUCUUUCAGCUUUUGGGCUUGUUCCGCAGCGGGGCACCAUUUUUGUUCAAUACGAUCUCAUGGUGGACCUCGUGAACUUUGCCCAGUUUGUGAGUGAUGUGUUGACGCCAGCCGCCUACAUUGUUGCGGCCGUGGAAACGAUGAAGCGACGUCGCUCACGCACGCCACCGCCAAGCAUGGAUCGGAAAGCGUCUAAAGGAGGAGAUGCCACGACUGCUUCACAGGCACUCCAUCCCACCAAGGCGAGGUAUGACAGCGUUUUGGUGUUUCUGCGCCGAAAUGAACUGUCGUCCGCCCUGAAUUACCUAAAACGCCCUGCAAAGCGACUAAAUAUUGUCUUUGAGCAAGUCUCCAAGCUUCCGUCGACCACAUGCUUUUUAUUGGCGCUGCAGAAGAUGCGUUCAUUGCAUAAGAAGCAGUUUUCCGUGCAAAACGCUGCAUACGCCGCAUACCGUGCGACCAUGCUACUUUAUUCCCUCAUAGGUCCCUCUGAUGUCUACAAUGAGGAGCGUGUGGACCUGGCAAAGGUGGCCGAAGAAUUUGGCUACACGGAAGUGCCUGUUGUUGACCUCCGCACCCGUGACACGGCGUUUCGUCCGAAGGAAGACAUCUUCCGUGCGGCGGCGGAGCGGGCGGUGGUGGAGCGUCGCAGAAUGCGGGCAUACGUGAAGGAGCACAUCGUCGGUGAGGCCCCCGAGGAGCAUAUCGCCGACGAUGUGAUGGAGGGGGAGUAG
Trypanosoma rangeli is the source of this 2082-nucleotide messenger RNA. RefSeq lists its product as uncharacterized. The coding region runs from base 1 to 2082 and encodes 693 amino acids. Lineage: Eukaryota; Euglenozoa; Kinetoplastea; Trypanosomatida; Trypanosomatidae. The transcript has a single exon. The record is from RefSeq and is a predicted model, not a curated record.